AUGCCGUCCAUGCACGACCGUAUCCGCGAGGAUCUCCUCAACAAAGAGCGCGCGCUAUGGACCGCCUUGACAUCGGCCGACCCCGCGCCCGCCGUACAGAAACUGUGCAAUCCCGAAGCGAACCUGUUGUUUCCCCAGAUGGACAUCUUGACGAUGGAGGAUCCGGACCAGUUGAAGCGAGCCUUGAAGCCGCCAUUCCACCGCUUCGAUGGAUACGAAUUUGAUGAUGUGCGAACAAUCAUUAUUGAUCUCAUGGCGGGAUCCGUGACAUACAAGGUCCGUGCCGUGCGAGGCAAGGAUGAGUACCGCGCAACCGGAUGUACUACUUGGAGUCAGGCCUCGGAUGGCGAGUGGCGGGUGGUCUGUCACCAAGAGACAAUUUUGUAA
Messenger RNA from Penicillium maclennaniae, 387 nucleotides. RefSeq names its product nuclear transport factor 2 family protein. The record is from RefSeq and is a predicted model, not a curated record. Lineage: Eukaryota; Fungi; Ascomycota; Eurotiomycetes; Eurotiales; Aspergillaceae. The transcript has a single exon. The coding region runs from base 1 to 387 and encodes 128 amino acids.